Paramecium octaurelia is the source of this 1724-nucleotide messenger RNA. The record is from the annotation of a GenBank genome assembly. NCBI's taxonomy places the organism in Eukaryota, Ciliophora, Oligohymenophorea, Peniculida, Parameciidae.
AUGAAGAAUUGUGAAAUACAUCCAAAAGAACCCAUAAUAGGAAUAUGCAUUGCAUAACAUACUGAUUGUCAAAGAAAACUUUGUUUUAAGUGCUUCCAUGAUCAUAAGAUUACAAUUUAAUAAAGUCUUCCAUUCGAUGUUUUUUUAGAUCGGCUUUUAAAACUAAGUGAAACAUACAAACUUAAUGAUAAGGGAAAAUAUGAUGAGGUAAGAAUAGCCUUUAAAUCUCUACUAUCUACUUCGGAAGAGAUGAUAAAAAAGUUAUUCAUCCAAUUGAAUGAUUCCAUUUAAUACAUAUUUGGAAAGUUGAAAGAGCAAGAUCAAUUAUAUUUAGAUCUAAUAGACAGAAAUUAAUAACCUGCAUUAUCCUAUCUUCCUGAUUUAGACAAAUUAGUGUAGAUUUUGGAAGGCAGAGUUUUAUAAGAUUGGGAUAUUUAAAAGAAUUCGUACCUAGAAUAAUUAGGCUAAGCAAAAGAGUGGCUAGCGGAAUAAAUGAAGACAUUUAAUUAAAAUUUUUAAGAAGAAAUGAGGGAGAUAUUUUCAAUAAAAAAGUAAGAAUUGGAUUAAUACUACUAAGCAUCAAACCAAUGGAAACAAAAAAGUAAUUAGCAGAAUAGAAGGAGGAAAAAUAAGAAGUCAUAGGGUUCGUAUGGGAUAGAGUUUGGUCUAAAUUAAUUUAGACCAAAUUUUAAACUGUUGUAACUCAAGACAACAAAUUAAAGUACAUAAAAGAUGGAAUCACCAUAAGGAUGUAAUUGCUAUAGUAUUUUUAAUUGUAAUAGAGACACUAUCAAAGAUACUUCGAGAAAACCUGAAAUAUUGGUUAAUUUAGAGCAAAUUUAACAUCUAGAAUGGAUAGGAGAUUAUAGCAAAACUAAUUAAAAGACUGGGAAAUGGAUAGCAAAAUGGAAAGGGAAAAUUUUAAAGGAGGUGGGAGGGGAGUACUCUAAUCAUGGAAAAAAAAAUGGAAGGUGGAAGGAAAUGAUUAAGAAUUAUUGGAGGUAAAUAAAUAAUUCUGAUGUAAAAGUAAAGCGGAAGUCUAUGAAAUGGGUGAAUAUGAAGAUGACUAACGAAAAGGAACUUGGAAGUACAUAUAUGAGGAUAAAGAUUUGUAUACUAUAAUUAUUAAAGAAUAGUGGUGGGGGAGAAUAUAACAAUUAGAGCGAAAAGAACGGAAAAUGGAUUGAGUUGAGUGCUGGAUUUUGGGAAUACUCACAAAUUACAUACAAUGGAGAGUAUAAAAAUGGAAAAAAAAUUAAUAGAUGGGAGAUCAUGUUUUAGGGAAAUGAUUUACUGUCUAAGUAAAAACAGAUGUAAAAUUUAAAUAAUACAUUAGUGGUGGUGGAUCAUAUGACGGAGAAGGCAAUGGAUCAAAGAUAGGAGAAUGGAUUGAAUUAGGUGAGGCAUUUAGGGAAAGUUCAUAAGUCACUUUGAGAGGAGAAUAUCAAUAAAAUAAAAAAGUUGGAAACUGGAAGAUUUAUUGGUGUUGGUGUGGAAAGAAUUAGGAAAUGUAAUAAUUGAUAAAAAAUAUUAUUUUUAGUGGUGGUGGAUAAUAUGAGAAUGGUAUUAAGGUUGGUUUUUGGAUUGAUUUGAGUGAUGGAUUUGCAAGUUAUAUGUAAGUCACUUAAAAUGGUACGUAUAAUAAUGGUAAAAAAGUUGGAAUGUGGGUGGAAAAAGAUAUCAAAAAGAAUGAGAUAUGUAAAGAGAUUCAUUAUAAGAGUUGA